AUGAUAGUAUACCCGCGCCUAUAUGUCGUGUUUUACCGGCCACUGUUCGGAAACUACCAACACUGGGCGUUGUCCGUCGAGUACGAGGAGCAAAAGAUGAUUUUCGAGAUUGUCGGGGAGCAUCCCCAUUUUGAAUGCAAUCAUCUCGAAGUUGAUCCCAAAAGCGCCAAGAGCUACGUGGGAAGGCAAUUCGUGGCCGUCAUCAGGAUUGCGGACAUUGAAAUUAUAAGGAAGGUUGCGGCGGAGAUUGCUCUGGAUAAUGAGACGACAGAAUGGGACUGUCAGGACUAUGUACUCGAGGUUCUUGAUCAGUUGGAAAGUGAGUAUGUCUUGGAAGAGGAUGAUGAGGAGUAUAUUGACGCACGCAGUAUCCUGAAAGGUAAGCGAGGUGCAAUGCUAUAA
Penicillium soppii is the source of this 402-nucleotide messenger RNA. RefSeq lists its product as uncharacterized. The record is from RefSeq and is a predicted model, not a curated record. The coding region runs from base 1 to 402 and encodes 133 amino acids. The transcript has a single exon. NCBI's taxonomy places the organism in Eukaryota, Fungi, Ascomycota, Eurotiomycetes, Eurotiales, Aspergillaceae.